AUCAAAUAAGAGUAUGCUUGGACAUCGGUAGGUUUUGCAUUGCCCUUCUUUCCUAAAAGACAACAUAGCCAUAAACAAUACAACGAAAUAGAAACAGACUAUGCACUGCCGGCCGUUCGACCUCCGCGACCCUGGAGUAGGUAGGAAAACUUGAGCGCAGGAAUCCCCAGACACUCAUCGACACUAGUGAGGACGGCCACGGAGAUCUGUCAAGCAGGAGUGUAAAGGAUUUACGCCUUGCUCCUACCAGAAGCUCUCUCUAGCUAAGAUGAAUCGAAUAUGGCCGGUGAUGCUCAAGAGCAUCGUGAUACUGGCGCUGUGGGUCGCCGUGGUGUCCCUGAGUGUCCGCUCGUUCUUCAGUCUGGUGAUGGCGUCGCACCUGCCGUUGCUGAUCCUUCUCCUUUGUGGUGCAUGCUUUGUCAUCCUUAACAUUGUUUGUUUCGUGCACUUGUGUGGCAGCGUCAACAAAGUGUUCCUGAUCCUGCUCCUGCUCACGCUGACUGUUGUUAUGUACCCGUUGUGCCUCCAAGUAUGGCGUGCCUUUAUGGCUGCCAUGGAGAAAGACCAGACAAUCAGGAAGCAAAAGAUUCUGAAAGCCAGGUACGCAAAUUGGGUUGAUUCGAAACUGUCCAAGAAGCAGCUUCCAGACAUAGAUUCACCACACAUAUUUGGGAGCUGCGUGCCAUCCCGCCCAGCUCCUGCUUCGCCAAUGGGUACAACCAGCCAACAGGGUGCUUCUGUCCCUGGUGAUAACUCUCCGGCCGUAGAGGUAACCCGCACCAAGUUCCACGGCAAUACGAAGAAUAUAAGGCUCUCGUUGGACACGCCGGAAAUCUACACCGGGGAACGUAAAAUCUGCAAAUACGUAAUGAGAGCUUUGAAACAUCUAAUAUUUAAAAAGAUGUCAUACCACUUCAUCACUAACGCAUCAGGAGACAUCCUCCAUGUAUCAAAGUCUAAGGCUAUUGCCGAAGAACUUCCCGACCGUGUGGUUCAGAACGACCCUCUCGUCAUUUGUAAUGAUAACCAUUACAUCAUUACCUUUGUUAAGAAUUUCUGGUUUGAGAAGUUCCAAGUCACCAAAAGGAGCGACAGCAAAAUUGUAAAUUUUGAACAAAUUGACCUCAACAAGUUUAUAUGGCCGAUGGUAUGGCCUUCAACUGUCAGCCUUUUUUACGCUAUGUUCGAAAUUCAGCAUAUAAACAGGCACACUGUCUAUGCGUUCAUUUACCCAGCAGUGGGUGUGGUAGCAUGGUUGCUAACUAGGCACAAUGUGGAUGACAUAUGGAAGAACGUUUUACUUCUUAUGCCUCUUAGACUUUUCUUUACUGUCAGCAGAUCUCUCCUGGUAUGUGCCAUCGCCGUGACCUGGUUCUACCCUGCUCUUUCAAUCUAUGUUACCGCCAAGAUCCUCGGGAUCAUCGUUCUUAGCAUUCACGUCACCUAUGCGAAAGUGAGACGAAAUGUUGAGCUCUUAGGUGACCCAGUCGACAAGUACACUUUCAAUCCGCUACUUCAGUUCUGGGUGCAGGUAGUCGAGAGUUGUGUUUACUGCAUCUGGGGAGUUGCGUGGCGUUUCUCCCAGAACGUGCCGUCGCCAAUUCAUCACAGUGUGUUACCUAUGAUUAUUAUCUGUCAAAUUGUUGGACUAAUUUGGAUUGGGGUCGUAAAGAGGUAUCACGUAGAACUGUUGCGAGAUCCAGUGAAGGUAUUCAAGAUUGCUCAAAACAGGUUGGGUGAAAGCGUGCUAAACAGUAUUGAGGCCUAGACACUAUGAUAUAUACACACACACACACACACACACGCACACACGCACACACGCACACACGCACACACGCACACACACACACACACACACACAC
This is a messenger RNA of Penaeus chinensis, 1862 nucleotides long. RefSeq lists its product as uncharacterized. The record is from RefSeq and is a predicted model, not a curated record. Lineage: Eukaryota; Metazoa; Arthropoda; Malacostraca; Decapoda; Penaeidae. The transcript is spliced from 6 exons. Bases 269 to 1768 code for a protein of 499 amino acids.